Messenger RNA from Dryobates pubescens (Downy woodpecker), 7398 nucleotides. RefSeq names its product CCR4-NOT transcription complex subunit 1 (gene CNOT1). The record is from RefSeq and is a predicted model, not a curated record. Gene Ontology annotation, biological process: nuclear-transcribed mRNA catabolic process, deadenylation-dependent decay. Bases 173 to 7306 code for a protein of 2377 amino acids. Gene Ontology annotation, molecular function: molecular adaptor activity. Gene Ontology annotation, cellular component: P-body; CCR4-NOT core complex. NCBI's taxonomy places the organism in Eukaryota, Metazoa, Chordata, Aves, Piciformes, Picidae. The transcript has 48 exons.
GUGCCAUGUUCCAGAGCAGAGGAAGCCAGCUGAGGAAGAAGAGCUGAAGCAAGCAGGCCAGCACAGACAGAGGCCAGCUGGGGACACAGAGUUGCCUGUCUCUGGGGUGACUAAAGGGGAAUAAUGGUGAUUUUGCGCCGGGCUCGGCCGCCUGCUUCCGCCCCGACCAGCAAUGAAUCUUGACUCGCUCUCGCUGGCCUUGUCUCAAAUCAGCUACCUGGUGGACAACCUGACCAAGAAAAACUACCGAGCCAGCCAGCAGGAAAUACAGCACAUCGUGAGCAGGCACGGCCCCGAGGCAGACCGGCACUUACUGCGCUGCCUCUUCUCCCACGUGGAUUUCAGUGGCGAUGGUAAAAGCAGUGGCAAAGACUUUCAUCAGACUCAGUUUCUGAUCCAGGAGUGUGCCUCGCUGAUCACAAAGCCAAACUUUAUCUCCACGCUGUCCUACGCCAUUGACAACCCCCUGCACUACCAGAAGAGCCUGAAGCCUUCACCCCAUUUGUUUGCCCAGCUGAGUAAAGUCAUCAAACUAAGCAAAGUUCAAGAGGUGAUCUUCGGCCUCGCGCUCCUGAACUCCUUCAGCUCGGAUCUGCGCGGGUUUGCUGCCCAGUUCAUCAAGCAGAAGCUGCCGGACCUCCUGCGCUCCUACAUCGACGCCGACGUCAGCGGAAACCAGGAAGGUGGCUUCCAAGACAUUGCAAUAGAAGUCCUGCACCUUCUCCUCUCCCAUCUCCUUUUUGGGCAGAAGGGAGCCUUUGGGGUAGGACAGGAGCAAAUUGAGGCCUUCCUCAAAACAUUGCGUAGAGAUUUCCCCCAGGAGCGCUGCCCUGUGGUGCUUGCACCACUUCUCUACCCUGAAAAACGGGACAUCCUCAUGGACAGGAUCCUGCCUGACUCCGGAGGCAUAGCCAAAACCAUGAUGGAGAGCUCCCUGGCAGACUUCAUGCAGGAGGUUGGCUAUGGCUUUUGUGCAAGCGUGGAGGAGUGCCGCAGCAUCAUCAUGCAGUUCGGCGUGCGGGAGGUGACCGCGGCCCAGGUCGCCAGGGUGCUGGGGAUGAUGGCGCGGACGCACUCGGGGCUCAGCGACGGCAUCCCCCUGCAGUCCAUUUCUGCUCCUGGCAGUGGGAUUUGGAGUGAUGGGAAGGACAAAAGCGAUGGGGCCCAAGCCCAUACCUGGAAUGUGGAGGUCCUGAUCGAUGUGCUCAAAGAGCUGAACCCCAGCCUGGACUUCAAGGUAGUCACCUACGAGCUGGACCACCCAGGCUUCCAGAUCCGGGACAGCAAGGGGCUGCACAUGGUGGUGUUCGGCAUCCAGAGGGGCCUGGGCAUGGAGGUCUUCCCUGUCAACGCCAUUUACAGGCCUUGGAAGCAUGCAGAGGGCCAGCUCUCCUUCAUCCAGCACUCCCUCAUCAACCCUGACAUCUUCUGCUUUGCUGACUACCCCUGUCACACUGUUGCCACAGACAUCCUGAAGGCACCGCCCGAGGACGACAACCGGGAGAUCGCCACCUGGAAGAGCCUGGACCUGAUCGAGUCCCUGCUGCGCCUCGCGGAGGUGGGGCAGUACGAGCAGGUGAAGCAGCUCUUCAGCUUCCCCAUCAAGCACUGCCCAGACAUGCUGGUGCUGGCCCUGCUGCAGAUCAACACCUCCUGGCACACCCUGCGCCACGAGCUCAUCUCCACACUCAUGCCCAUCUUCCUGGGCAACCAUCCCAACUCUGCCAUCAUCCUGCACUAUGCCUGGCACGGACAGGGCCAGUCCCCCUCCAUCCGCCAGCUGAUCAUGCAUGCCAUGGCGGAGUGGUACAUGAGGGGGGAGCAGUACGACCAGGCCAAGCUCUCGCGGAUCCUCGACGUGGCACAGGACUUGAAGGCCCUGUCCAUGCUGCUGAACGGGACCCCCUUUGCCUUCGUCAUCGACCUGGCCGCCCUGGCCUCCCGCCGCGAGUACCUCAAGCUGGACAAGUGGCUGACGGACAAGAUCCGGGAGCAUGGGGAGCCCUUCAUCCAGGCCUGUAUGACUUUCUUAAAGAGAAGAUGUCCCUCUAUCCUGGGUGGCCUUGCUCCAGAAAAAGAUCAGCCCAAAAGUGCUCAGCUGCCUCCAGAAACCUUGGCAACUAUGCUGGCAUGUCUGCAGGCCUGUGCUGGGAGUGUUUCCCAGGAGCUGUCAGAGACCAUUCUCACCAUGGUGGCUAACUGCAGCAAUGUCAUGAACAAGGCCAGGCAGCCCCCCCCUGGGGUCAUGCCCAAAGGACGCCCCCCCAGCGCCAGCAGCUUGGAUGCCAUCUCCCCUGUGCAGAUCGACUCCCUGGCAGGAAUGGCAUCUCUUAGCUUGGGAGGCUCAGCUGCUCCUCACACCCAGAGCAUGCAAGGCUUCCCUCCUAACCUGGGCUCUGCCUUCAGUACUCCUCAGUCACCAGCAAAGGCCUUCCCCCCUCUCUCCACCCAGAACCAGAGCACAGGGUUCAGCGGCAUCGGAGGACUCUCUUCACAGCUCCCAGUAGGUGGCCUCAGCACGGGGAGCCUGACCGGCAUAGGAAGCGGAGCCCUGGGCCUGCCCGCGGUGAACAGCGACCCCUUCGUGCAGAGGAAGCUGAGCACCUCUGGACUGAGCCAGCCUACAUUCCAGCAGAGUAAGAUGAAACCUUCUGACUUAUCUCAGGUGUGGCCAGAGGCUAACCAGCACUUUAGCAAAGAAAUUGAUGAUGAGGCAAACAGCUACUUCCAGAGGAUCUACAACCACCCCCCACACCCCACCAUGUCUGUGGAUGAGGUGCUGGAGAUGCUGCAGCGCUUCAAGGACUCCAACAUCAAGCGGGAGAGAGAGGUCUUCAACUGCAUGCUGCGGAACCUGUUCGAGGAGUAUCGCUUCUUCCCCCAGUACCCAGACAAGGAGCUGCACAUCACUGCCUGCCUCUUUGGGGGCAUCAUUGAGAAGGGCCUGGUGACCUACAUGGCCCUGGGGCUGGCGCUGCGCUACGUGCUGGAGGCCCUGCGCAAGCCCUUCGCCUCCAAGAUGUACUACUUCGGCAUCGCCGCGCUCGAUCGCUUCAAGAACAGACUGAAGGACUACCCCCAGUAUUGUCAGCACUUGGCUUCUAUUAGUCACUUUAUCCAGUUCCCACAUCACUUGCAGGAGUACAUAGAGUACGGCCAGCAAUCCAGAGACCCUCCUGUGAAGAUGCAGGGCUCCAUCACCACCCCUGGCAGCAUUGCACUUGCCCAGGCUCAGGCCCAGGCCCAGGUCCCAGCAAAGGCUCCUCUUGCUGGCCAAGUCAGCACUAUGGUCACCACCUCCACCACCACCACCGUGGCCAAAACCAUCACAAUCACUCGGCCCACCGGCGUCAGCUUCAAGAAGGAUGUGCCACCUUCCAUCAAUACCACCAACAUUGAUACCCUGCUGGUAGCAACAGAUCAGACUGAGAGGAUUGUGGAGCCUCCAGAGAACGUCCAGGAGAAGAUUGCUUUCAUCUUCAACAAUCUGUCUCAGUCCAACAUGACCCAGAAGGUUGAAGAGCUGAAGGAAACAGUGAAAGAGGAGUUUAUGCCCUGGGUGUCCCAGUACCUUGUGAUGAAGAGGGUCAGCAUUGAGCCCAAUUUCCACAGCCUCUACUCAAACUUCCUGGACACCCUGAAGAACCCAGAGUUCAAUAAAAUGGUUCUGAAUGAGACCUACAGGAACAUCAAGGUGCUCCUGACAUCAGAUAAGGCUGCAGCCAACUUCUCAGACCGUUCCCUGCUGAAGAACCUGGGGCACUGGCUGGGCAUGAUCACCCUGGCUAAGAACAAACCCAUCCUGCACACGGAUUUGGAUGUGAAGUCCCUGCUGCUGGAGGCCUAUGUGAAGGGGCAGCAGGAGCUGCUCUAUGUGGUGCCAUUUGUUGCCAAGGUCCUGGAGUCCAGCGUCAGGAGUGUGGUCUUCAGGCCUCCCAACCCCUGGACAAUGGCAAUCAUGAAUGUUUUGGCUGAGCUGCACCAAGAGCACGAUCUGAAACUGAACCUGAAGUUUGAGAUCGAGGUGCUCUGCAAGAACCUUGCCCUGGACAUCAACGAGCUGAAGCCUGGCAGCCUGCUGAAGGACAAGGACCGCCUGAAGAACCUGGAUGAGCAGCUCUCUGCUCCCAAGAAGGAUGUGAAGCAGCCAGAAGAGCUCCCACCCAUCACAACCACCACUGCUUCUACAACUCCAGCUACCAGCACCACCUGCACAGCCACAGUGCCCCCCCAGCCCCAGUACAGCUACCACGACAUCAAUGUCUACUCCCUGGGCGGCUUGGCUCCGCACAUCACCCUCAACCCCACGAUCCCGCUGUUCCAGGCGCACCCGCAGCUGAAGCAGUGCGUGCGGCAGGCGAUCGAGCGGGCGGUGCAGGAGCUGGUGCACCCCGUGGUGGACCGCUCCAUCAAGAUCGCCAUGACCACCUGCGAGCAGAUCGUGCGCAAGGACUUCGCCCUGGACUCCGAGGAGUCGCGCAUGCGCGUGGCCGCGCACCACAUGAUGCGCAACCUGACGGCCGGCAUGGCCAUGAUCACCUGCCGCGAGCCCCUGCUCAUGAGCAUCGCCACCAACCUCAAGAACAGCUUCGCCACCGCCCUCAGGGCAGCCUCCCCACAGCAGAGGGACAUGAUGGAGCAGGCAGCUGCCCAGCUGGCACAGGACAACUGUGAGCUGGCCUGCUGCUUCAUCCAGAAGACGGCGGUGGAGAAGGCAGGCCCCGAGAUGGACAAGAGGCUGGCCACUGAAUUUGAGCUCAGGAAGCAUGCCAGGCAGGAGGGGCGGCGCUACUGCGACCCCGUGGUGUUAACCUACCAGGCUGAGAGGAUGCCAGAGCAGAUCCGGCUAAAGGUUGGAGGUGUGGACCCAAAGCAGCUGGCUGUUUAUGAGGAGUUUGCACGCAAUGUCCCUGGCUUCCUGCCCACCAAUGACCUCACUCAGCCCACAGGCUUCUUGGCUCAGCCUAUGAAGCAGCAGGCUUGGGCUACAGAUGAUGUAGCCCAGAUCUAUGACAAGUGCAUGACAGAGCUGGAGCAGCACCUGCAGUCCAUUCCCCACACCCUGGCCAUGAACCCUCAAGCCCAGGCCCUGCGCAGCCUGCUGGAGGCCGUGGUGGUGGCUCGGAACUCCCGUGAUGCCAUUGCUGCUCUUGGGCUCCUGCAGAAGGCUGUAGAGGGCUUGCUGGAUGCCACCAGCGGGGCGGACGCCGACCUGCUGCUGCGCUACCGCGAGUGCCACCUGCUGGUGCUGAAGGCCCUGCAGGACGGCCGUGCCUACGGAUCCCCCUGGUGCAACAAGCAGAUUACCAGGUGCCUGAUCGAGUGCAGGGACGAGUACAAGUACAACGUGGAGGCCGUGGAGCUGCUCAUCCGCAACCACCUCGUCAACAUGCAGCAGUAUGACCUGCACUUGGCCCAGUCCAUGGAGAAUGGCCUGAACUACAUGGCCGUGGCUUUCGCCAUGCAGUUGGUCAAGAUCCUGCUGGUGGAUGAGAGGAGCGUGGCCCACGUGACAGAGGCAGAUCUCUUCCACACCAUUGAGACACUCAUGAGGAUCAAUGCUCAUUCCAGAGGAAAUGCCCCUGAAGGGUUGCCCCAGCUGAUGGAAGUGGUCCGCUCCAACUACGAAGCCAUGAUUGACCGAGCCCAUGGGGGCCCUAACUUCAUGAUGCAUUCAGGAAUAUCCCAAGCCUCUGAGUAUGAUGAUCCCCCUGGCCUGAGGGAGAAGGCAGAGUACCUGCUGAGGGAGUGGGUGAACCUCUACCACUCGGCUGCAGCUGGCCGCGACAGCACCAAAGCCUUCUCGGCGUUUGUCGGACAGAUGCACCAGCAGGGCAUCCUGAAGACGGACGACCUGAUCACGCGCUUCUUCCGGCUGUGCACCGAGAUGUGCGUGGAGAUCAGCUACCGCGCCCAGGCCGAGCAGCAGCACAACCCCGCCGCCAACCCCACCAUGAUCCGCGCCAAGUGCUACCACAACCUCGACGCCUUCGUCCGGCUGAUCGCCCUGCUGGUGAAGCACUCCGGGGAGGCCACCAACACCGUCACCAAGAUCAACCUCCUCAACAAGGUCCUGGGCAUCGUGGUGGGAGUGCUGCUGCAGGACCACGACGUGCGGCAGAGCGAGUUCCAGCAGCUGCCUUACCACCGCAUCUUCAUCAUGCUGCUGCUGGAGCUCAACGCCCCGGAGCACGUCCUGGAGACCAUCAACUUCCAGACCCUCACAGCUUUCUGUAACACAUUUCACAUCCUGAGGCCUACCAAAGCUCCAGGCUUUGUUUAUGCCUGGCUGGAACUGAUCUCCCACCGGAUCUUUAUUGCGAGAAUGCUGGCACAUACCCCACAGCAGAAGGGCUGGCCAAUGUAUGCCCAGCUGCUGAUUGACCUCUUCAAGUACCUGGCUCCCUUCCUUCGGAACGUGGAACUCACCAAACCUAUGCAAAUCCUCUACAAGGGCACCCUGCGUGUGCUGCUGGUCUUGCUGCAUGACUUCCCAGAGUUCCUCUGUGACUACCACUAUGGCUUCUGUGAUGUGAUCCCUCCCAACUGCAUCCAGCUGAGGAAUCUCAUCCUGAGUGCCUUCCCACGCAACAUGAGGCUGCCAGACCCCUUCACCCCCAACCUGAAGGUGGACAUGCUGAGUGAGAUCAACAUUGCUCCUAGGAUACUCACAAACUUCACUGGGGUGAUGCCUCCUCAGUUCAAGAAGGACCUGGACUCCUAUCUCAAGACUCGCUCUCCGGUCACCUUCCUCUCCGACCUGCGCAGCAACCUCCAGGUCUCCAAUGAGCCUGGCAACCGCUACAACAUCCAACUGAUCAACGCCUUGGUGCUCUACGUCGGGACCCAGGCGAUUGCUCACAUCCACAACAAGGGCAGCACCCCCUCCAUGAGCACCAUCACCCACUCAGCACACAUGGACAUCUUCCAGAACCUGGCAGUAGACCUGGACACUGAAGGCCGAUACCUCUUCCUGAACGCCAUCGCCAACCAGCUGCGCUACCCCAACAGCCACACUCACUACUUCAGCUGCACCAUGCUCUACCUGUUUGCUGAGGCCAACACUGAGGCCAUCCAGGAGCAGAUCACAAGGGUUCUCUUGGAGAGACUGAUUGUAAAUAGGCCUCAUCCCUGGGGUCUCCUCAUCACUUUCAUUGAGCUGAUCAAGAACCCAGCUUUUAAGUUCUGGAACCAUGAAUUUGUUCACUGUGCUCCAGAGAUUGAGAAGUUGUUCCAGUCGGUUGCACAGUGCUGCAUGGGGCAGAAGCAGGCCCAGCAAGUCAUGGAAGGGACUGGUGCCAGUUAGAUGAAGCUGCACAGGCUGUUGGGAGGAGGUCCUCAGCCCACCCAGCCGAGAGAAGGCUCUGCAAGGCUCCUCCUGACCUUCCCUGCCCCCCU